Molecule: messenger RNA, 2568 nt
Organism: Spirometra erinaceieuropaei
Lineage: Eukaryota; Metazoa; Platyhelminthes; Cestoda; Diphyllobothriidea; Diphyllobothriidae
Source: the annotation of a GenBank genome assembly
AUGUAUCCCGUCUGGUCCAAUGGCGCACAAGUCUUUCCAAAAUCGCUCAGAGAAGCUGAAGUUCAAUUAGAAUCAGAUCAGUACUGCAAGAACGUCUACGGCACUCAAUAUGCCGACAGCAAUUCAUGCGUUUAUGCAUACGGCAGGGUAAGCACAACCGCGAAGACAACGCUGACCGAAUUUGCUAAUAGUUCUUUAGCAAAAUCUCAGUUCAGUUCUGUUGAGUUCAGUUUAUUUGAGGUAAACGUAGGUGGUGAAUUUGGCAGUAAGUUGUACUUAUUUGUCACAUAGGCAUUUACCGUGUUCCUCAAUGUCGUUGGAUUCUCACUGUGCAUGCGAGUAGUUUAAUCCGACACAGAAAAAAGGCACGGCUGACGCACACACACACACACACUUUAACUCUUGCUCAUCACUGCUUAUGCCAUAAACACUUUGUUGGAGUCUGAAUAGCUCGACAGGCAUGUUGAAUGAUGACAUAAAUAAUAUCACUGCUCUUAGGCUUUCUGGUCAACGCUCCAUGUUUUGGAUUGUGAUUUUGGAAACUAAGCAAACGGUCUUAAUAACCCCCUUCGAAUUUUUUACAUUUCAGUUUAGCUAAGUCGUGAAAUGCAAAGCGAAAUUCUGAAGUGCAUUCUCGACUCAAAAUAAUUGCCUGAGUAGGUAUGUUAUAUAAAUCGGCGUGCAGUUUAAUCUCAAGACAAUUCAACUAGGUAACGAUAUGCCGAAGGACCACACUUAACUGUCCGUAGACUCUGAAUCGAGUCUAGUGUGAAUGUUGCUAAUGUGGAUUUUAUGAAAUGGGCAGCACGUUCGACGGCGGACUGAUGAAAUGCAAGAAAACACAGAAAUUGUUCGGAUUCUUACCAAAGUUUUAUCCUGCUCUUUUGUAUAACGACAGGCCUGAGCGCGUUAGUUAAAAAAAACGGAAAAUAUAUUUUUGUAAAAGCGGCGUCUGAGUAAUAGUUUAAGGUCACGUGAGGUAACUGUUUUUGGCAGUGUAAUAUCUGCAACGACCUGCGAAUGGAUUCCAACGUCAAACUCCGAGUGGCACGACAGACACGUGGGGUCCUUCACCAUACCGUUACCGUUACUUCAGGAUUCCGACAUUUCAACGAGUUUGUUUUCGGCCGCAAGUAAAACUGUCUAAUUCUGCAGAAUGAAUUUUUCUUAUUGAUUCUCCAUGCUCAUGUAAAUUCAAAUAAUUUUCAUAGAAACCCGCACAAAAAUGCCCAUUGUUUUGCACAUUUAAAAGAACAUUAUGUUUUCCUCAAAGUAUAUACUUGAAGCAAGCACAAAAAAACGUUUUCAAUUCCCGAAUAAUUUGUAAUCUGACCUUUUAAUACACUUGCAUUCAGGUUUUCCAAAGUAAUGGUUGUGCAUUUUUUGUUUGCGGAAAAUCAUGCAUUUUGAUGAACCACUAAGAGCUGGGGUCUACAAACGGAGAUUUCACGGUCUUGAAAUAUUUCACAAUCAGAAACAUUUUUAAAACCGAAUUAUUCCGUUUUUUAGGCGUAAAAUUGGAAGCGAUUUUCAAAUUGGUAAGACAACAGACAUGCUUAUGCAUGUUUUCUAGAAAAGUUAUUGGGAUGUAUAAAGGCAUGGAAAACCAAUAAGUAAGACAUUCAUUUUGUAAGGUAGUUAUUUUUUUACAGAGCAGAAUUUUCGCAGGUGGCUGGAAAGGCGUUCGUUCAGAAGCUAGCAUCCUGAUGUAAGUGAAGUACUUAGGUAUUAUGUCGUAAGGUGAUUAGUAGUACAACCCUAACUAAUUAAUCUUCUUGAUUCGAAAACCUAUUUCAAGAAUUCAGUAGACAUUUCUCGAGCUAGCACAUUCACUUGAAGCGAUUUCCAAAGAGUAAUAUUGUCGUAUUGACAAUCUGUUCUAAUUGUUUUGUGUGCUUUAGACCCCAGGUAACGGGGACAGUGGCGGUGGACUGUUCUGUCCUUCUCUGGAUGGCCGAAUCUGGUUCUAUUAUGGGGGAUUCGAGUCCGCACCAGUUAACCCAUCCGUGGCCUACUCGGUUAUCACCAAACUUGAGUCGGUCCAUUAUUGGCUUAAACUGGUUUCGAUUACUCUGGGUCUAUAAUAUGUCACCAAUUGAGGUGUUGGACUUAAUAAAUAUAAAAAUAACAUUCGCAGUACUUUUUGUUCAUAUCUUGUUGUCAACAUUUAGCGAAACACCAGCCGCUAUAGUUUUAGUCUAACGGUGACCACAAGUCACAGUUGGUGAAACUAGAAAUCGAUUCUUCAAUAAAGUAAAGAUCCUAAAAUUGGUAUUGUGAGUGUAACUUGGCAUUUACAGUGGAAAGAGUGUCGUGUAUAUAGAUUCGCAGCGCCCUGAAGAUGAUGCUGAUGAUGAUGAUGAUGCUGAUGAUGCUGAUGAUGAUGAUGAUGAUGAUGAUGAUGAUGAUGAUGAUGAUGAUGAUGAUGAUGAUGAUGAUGAUGAUGAUGAUGAUGAUGAUGAUGAUGAUGAUGAUGAUGAUGAUGAUGAUGAUGAUGAUGAUGAUGAUGAUGAUGAUGGCAAGUACGAGUUUUCGAGACCUUUUAUUACUGGCGCCAUUCAUGCGUAA